Messenger RNA from Rhincodon typus (whale shark), 4185 nucleotides. RefSeq names its product caspase recruitment domain-containing protein 14-like. Gene Ontology annotation, molecular function: protein binding. Gene Ontology annotation, biological process: regulation of apoptotic process. NCBI's taxonomy places the organism in Eukaryota, Metazoa, Chordata, Chondrichthyes, Orectolobiformes, Rhincodontidae. The coding region runs from base 124 to 2919 and encodes 931 amino acids. The record is from RefSeq and is a predicted model, not a curated record. The transcript has 19 exons.
GUUCUGUUCUGUGGUUGUGCUUUUUGACUUAGUGAAGUAGGAAGAAUUGUCCAUUCUGUAGGAGAGCGCCUUGCCAGAUAUUUUCAGAUACUGCAUGAGAAACCCUUUUGCUCCUUAUUCAUCAUGGACAUAGCUGUCUCAGAAGACAAGGAAAUAAAGGAUCUAGAUGAAGAAUCAAUAUGGGACCUGAUUGAAAGCCAGCGCCAUAUAAUCACGAGCAAGGUCCGCCCCUGUCACAUCACACCCUUCUUGCGCCAGUGCCGUGUAAUUGGGGAGACAGAUGAGGAAGAAAUUCUUUUUGCCCCCCAUCUUAACCACCGGUAUAUGAGAACUGGGCACAUGCUCGAUCUCUUAAGAACUCGGGGAAAGAAAGGAGGUCUUGCCUUUUUGGAGUCUUUAGGAUUUUAUAAUCCUGAAAUUUAUACAUUAAUAACUGGGAAGGAACCCACCAGGGAUUGUAGCAGCAUGCUCGUUGAGAAAGGAAAUUUGGAUUUAAUUCAGUUUCUAAUGAAUGAAGUGAUGAAGGCUCAGAAAUGGCUAGGAGAAGAGAAAUACCACAGACAUCGGUUGCAGGAUAAAUUUCGAAGCUUGGAAGACCAAAACCAGCAACUGAAGACUGAGCUCAAGGGUUUGAAGACAGCUGAGGCUAACUUGAGCAGAAUUAAGAUGGACUGGAAUCAUCACCAUGACGAAAUGAUUCGGUUGAAAGAGGAGAGCUAUCAGAUAUUAAUGCGGUAUACAAAUACUCUGCGGGAGAAGGAAAUGUCCGUGACACGGAGCAGAGAGCUAUAUCAACAGGUGGAUGAUCUUAGGAUGGAGAAUAAGAAACUAAAACUAGAAUUUGAUGUUGAGCGAAGAAUGUCCUCCAAGCUGCGUGAAGCAUUCAAGCCUAAAGAAGACCAACUUUUAAACUUAAAAGGAGAAAUUGAUAAACUGAGGUCAAGGAUUCAAGAGUUGCAAAUAAACCCAGUGACAAUUGACAUGUUGGAGCAGGAACGUGUAGAAGCUCUGGAAGACAAGCAGGAUCUGAUGAAAGAGAUCAGUUCACUGCGGUUGGAGCUCGAUCAGGCUGAACGUCUAAGGAAUGAGUACCUGGAUGAAAAGGAGAAUAUGCUGAUGGAGUGUGCUACUCUGAAGAUUGACUGUGAUAUGUACAAAGAUAAAAUCACCUCACUCCAGACACAAGUGUUAGAGCUGCAAAAAGAACGUGAUGAGGCAUAUUCAGCCAGGGAUGAAGCACAAUUGCAAAUUAGCAAAACGAUCAUGGACAAAGAUUUAUGUCGUCGCCAAGUUAUUGAAUUACAGGACACGUACCGUGAGUUGAAUAAGGAGCUGCUGCAGUUAAGAUCAAACAGGAACAAACAGGAGAAAGUAACAAAUAAUAAAACUCCUCCACGUGAAAAACCCAAACUGAAGCGUCUGCAAGCAGUGAAUCCCAGGACCACCAGCUAUGACAGUGAUGAAAGCAGUUGCAGCAGUCAAUUACCACUCAAAAAGCCUGAAUCAUCUCCUGAAAGCUUACUAUCUAUGACUGGAGCCACUGCAGCACCUGAACAAGACUGGCUGUUCUUACGAGGGCCUCCUCAAAUGAAGUUAAUGAGCAAAAUAUCUUUAUAUAAAUUCAAUGGAGAUGGCAUCCUGGAUCAAAUUGAAAUAAUUGGUGGGAAUUCAACUGGAAUAUUCAUUCACAAAAUCAAACCUGGAUCUCCAGCAUAUAACUGUGGCCUUGAGCCAGGAUUUCAGAUCAUGAUGGUGGAAAAUAAUGACAGAGAUCCAAAAAAGACUGUACUGGAGGAUGCCAGUUUGGAGGAGGCUGUUUGGACCUUGAAGCAAAUUAAAGGGAUGUGUUCUUUAGCCAUAAGGCAUAAGGGAGAAGCAUAUCAAACAUUGGCGGAAAAUAUUAAGAAGAAGAUUGCUACCUCGGGUGAUUCGUUCUACAUCCGCGUCAAUGUUUCAUUUGAUAAGGAAAGUGGGGCUAUUGGAGAAUUUACUGUUCAGUGCAAUGAAAUCCUGCACAUCACUGACACCAUUCACAAAGGCAAUAAUGAGUGGAAAGCGUUCAGAGUGAAUCGGAACACAAUGGCAGAUAUGGAAGGUGGAACUAUUCCAAAUUACUAUUGGGCUCAGCAUUUGUUGAUUGGAACAAUUCGGAACAUGAUGCAACAGCCCCCAUCAAGUAAAAAGCAAGGUUGGAAAAAGUCAUCUUCAAACCAAAAUAAGUUUAUGAGAAUAGUCAGCACUGAAAUAAGUCAGAAAAAUCCACACUGGUUAUUGUUUGACUAUGGUACCAUUAAUCCCAACAAAGAACAAGAUGACAAGUCUCCUGGCAGUUGCUUUACAUUAAUGCCCUACUCACUGGUCAGGCCGUGCCAUCCACCAUCUCUGCGACCAGUGAUAAUAGCGCCCACUUGCAUUGGAAAAGUUGUGCUUGAGAAGCUGAAGGACCUAGCCGAGUAUGAGAAAUGUAAAUAUGAGUGCUUGAAUAGUACUGAGUAUGCUGCAAAAGACAGAAAAGGAGAUAUUUUGGGUGUGAUUGAAGUACAGAACCUACUUCGUUCCUGUUACACACGGACAGCUGUAGAAGCUGUAGUUGCUAAGAAUGCCCACUGCCUGUUGCAACUUGGGCUGGAUUGUGUGAAGCAAUUACAUAAAGUGGAAAUCUAUCCCAUUGUCAUUGUCAUUCGUCUCUGCGAGAAGAACAUUAAGAAAAUUAAGAAGAUCAUGCAGAAAUAUGGAGUGACAGAGGAUUUGCUGUUGCAGUGUUAUCAAAGGGAAGAGACUUGCUUGGAUACAUUGCCGUGCCUGUACAACAGCAUUGCCAACGGUUGGAGUGAUCUUGAUUCACUCGUCAACUUAGUCAAAGCUGCAAUAAAGGAUGAACAAAAGAAAAUUGUCUGGAUUGAAGAAAACCCACUCUAGUGCAUUUAUUUAAGGAUUGUGUGUAAGAAAAGGUGAAGAGUUUACUAAUGAGCGAGUGAACUGUCCUCUCGUUCUUAACAUGUGGGUGGAAAAAGAAAUUAUUUUUGGUAUGUUUUCAGACAAAGGAUUUUGUUAAAUUUUCAUUCAUACCUCCGGAAAUACACUUUUUUUAUUAAAUAGAAAAGUCAAUAAUCUAUUUGUAUAUUUUAAGAUGCGCUUCCUCUGUGCAGCCCCUGCCAUUCCAUCUCUCCUACUGGUUGGGCAUCAAGUAGCUUCAGGGAGAGAAAAAUAAAAAAAAUGAACACUCUUAUUGGGUAUAAAACAAAAAUAAAAACAUUUCUUCAUUUGUGGGGUGCAGUAAUUCCAUGAGUACUGACUGAAUAAAAGCAGUAAUGUCAAAAUGAUUGAAUAUUUAUAAAAAGACAAGCAGUUGUGGUGGGGAGAUUAUUUCCAAUGAAUUUCUAUGGUAAUGAUUAAAGUUAUAGAAAGAUAUAUUUGUAAAAAUAUUAUAUAGGAUCUUUUAUUGCACUUAGCAAAUGGACUCCGAGAAGGCAGCUCACAAUCACCUUCUCAAGGGUAAUGAGGGAGCAGCAGCAAAUAUUGCCCUAAUCAGUGGCACCCACAUCUCAUGAAAUAGUAAUUUAAAAAAAAAACACAUAUCUUUGCUAUUUUACAUACUUUGUAAAGUCCUUUAAGAUAUUUUUCCAUGUUUAAGAAAGAUUUAUGGAAACAUAAGUUGUAAAUUGGAUACAGUUGCAAUGAUAAACAAUUUGACAGCUGUCAAUGCAUGCAGUAGCAAUGAGUUUAUGUAAUUUAGAUUUUUGGAUAACAAAAUAAGUGACAGCCACCUUAGUAUUUGUCUUAAUAAUAUAACUUAUUGCCAAAUACUUAUGCUGCCAUCCGUUGUUUCACUAUUAAUUGGAACUUUGUGUAUUUAUAUACGUAUGAUAUCUUUUUAAAAUGUUUGCUUUUUGUUGACAGCUGCAUGCUUGCAUGCACUAAAGACUCUGUAAGAGUCCAUUUUUUUCAUGAAACAGUCAUUAUAUUAUUUAAAUACUUGAGAUGUUUCAAGUGACAUGUUAGAUUUGCUUGAAACAGUGAUAUUGUGAACAAUACUAUAAAUAUUUGUUGAAGUGUGAGAAUUGAAUGAAUGUAAUCUAAGAUGUACUAUUAUAAAUCAUUUGUCCGAUUGUUUCCAAAAGAGCAAAUAUUUAACAUCUUGAGAUUAUUUAAAUAUAUAAAUUGAACAAUGGACAUCGCUAAAAA